Messenger RNA from Epithele typhae, 867 nucleotides. RefSeq names its product DUF396-domain-containing protein. Gene Ontology annotation, cellular component: endoplasmic reticulum membrane; COPII-coated ER to Golgi transport vesicle; Golgi membrane. NCBI's taxonomy places the organism in Eukaryota, Fungi, Basidiomycota, Agaricomycetes, Polyporales, Epitheliaceae. Gene Ontology annotation, biological process: endoplasmic reticulum to Golgi vesicle-mediated transport. Bases 1 to 867 code for a protein of 288 amino acids. The record is from RefSeq and is a predicted model, not a curated record. The transcript is spliced from 6 exons. Gene Ontology annotation, molecular function: COPII receptor activity.
AUGACACUACUUCAUUUACUCAGCUACGCCGGGGCUGCUUCCGCCUUUGUUUUCAUAACUCUGUCCCUGGCUAGCGGUCUUCUAUGGAUCUCAGAAGUAAUUGAGGAGCACUCUCGUCUCGCAAAAGUAGUUGGUCAGAGGAGCAUAUACGCCAUCAUACUAGUCCACUUCCUCCUGUAUUUCUAUGAUGCCCUCCCCUCAAGCAUAUCCUCUUCUCCGUUUUCUGCCAUGUCCUUCCUUGGGUCGUGUGUUCUCGUCGUCGCGGACCACUUCCUGUGGUUCUUCUACUUCGCUCGUCUCACACAAGAAGCAAGACACCGUGCCAACCGCCAUUACCGUGGUUCUCCUCUGCCGCACGCCGUGCCGAACUUCGGCGAUAUCGCGACGUUCUUCGGGGUAUGCGUGUGGCUUGCUCCGUUAUUCCUCUUCCUGAGCCUCAGCGCAAACGACAAUGCGCUCCCCAUCAAGGCCUCCGGCGAACCAUCCUCUCCCACCAAGCCGGUGGCGACAGGAAACCGUAUUUCUUUAUUCAAGGCGCUGUACGACACGCUCCCCUUGGAGUACAUUCCUCGCCUCCGCCCGCGCCCGCGCAGACGCGACACGACCGAAGGGCUCAUUGCGCCCCGCUCGCCCACGGCUUCAGCGCCGCCUUCGCCCAACCUUAUGCCGAGAGUCUCGGGGGAGAUCUACCGGCCCAGCUCGCCGUCGGCGUUCUCUCUGAGCCCUCCACCAAAACGAUCGGGAGUUUUGGUGGACGACGCCAGCAGGGAGGCUUCGAUGGGAGGCAGGAGGGUCGGGAUGAGGAGGACUGCGAGCAGCACCAACGCCGCUGCCGUCGCCGGGGACGGAUGGAGGAAGUUCGACUAA